Messenger RNA from Mercurialis annua (annual mercury), 1956 nucleotides. RefSeq lists its product as uncharacterized. The record is from RefSeq and is a predicted model, not a curated record. NCBI's taxonomy places the organism in Eukaryota, Viridiplantae, Streptophyta, Magnoliopsida, Malpighiales, Euphorbiaceae. The transcript is spliced from 3 exons. Bases 1 to 1956 code for a protein of 651 amino acids.
AUGGUUAUUAAAGGAAGGAAAAGGGCUGCUGUCAUUGAGUCUGAUGGGUCUACCUCAAAGACUCCCACUUCGAAAAAGGCAAAAACUGAAGGAGCUAGUUCAGUCAAAAGCAAAGGUUUGAAGGAAGAAGGAGGAAUGGUUGUCAACACUCUGAUCCGGCCAAAGUUUAUAGAUUGGAAAUUUUUUGGAAAAAAGGACAUGCCUUUUAGAGAAUGGUUCGAAGUUCAAGGAUGGUUAAGCUUUCUAAAGAUCAAAGAGGUGAUGUAUGUUCUGUUGGUGAAAGAAUUCUUCUCUACACUCUCUGUAGGAAAAGAAGACAGCUUUAAGGUGACUCUUAAAGGUAAAAGCUUUAUCAUUACUCUUGAUGUUCUUUCAGAAGCUUUUGGAAUACCAAAUAGAGGAGCUAAAAUAGCUAAGAAGAGUGAGAUCAAGAAAGCUUCAGACUUUCAGGAGGAUCAUUUUAAAAAGGAAAUCUGUGAAGGAAAAAGAGCUGGGCUUUUAGAUGUUUCUUCAGCAUCUCUGAGUACAAACUUUCGGGUAUUACACAAGUUCAUUACUGCUUUUAUUGCCCCAAAGUCAGGUUCUCUUGAUUAUGUGAGUAGUAUUGAGCUAUGUUUGAUGUGGCACAUUGUUAAGAAAAGGAAGUUCAACCUUUGUUACUUGAUCAUGAACUUGCUAACCAACUCUUCAAAAUCUAAAGGUAUGCCCUAUGCUAUGUUGUUAACUGUGUUGUUUGAUCAUAUUGGUGUAAACUUGUCAAAGGCAGUCUCUACUGCUUUGAAGGAGUCAGAUGUGAUAGGUCAAGGCUUUGUGUCAAAAACAAAGAAAUUUAAGGAGUCCAAAGAAAUUGAAACAACUCAGUUUGUGGAUGAUGAAGAGCUGGCAAGUGGUGAAGAUAAGACUCAAGAAAAGGAAAAAUCAGAAGAGGCAUCUGAGAAAGAGGUUAGCUCUGAGGAGAAGGAGGACUCAGAAGAAGAAGCAGAAUCCUCAGAAAAAGAGAUCUUUGAAUCUGCAAAAGGAAAAGAUUUGGUUUUGGAGGUUUCUGACUCUAUCAAUUCAGAGAAGACUGACUCAGAAGACUUGGAGACUCUGCAAGAAGCUCUUCAAAAGAAAAGGAAUCAAGGCAUCCAGAUCAAGGCUACUAGUACUCGAAUUCCAAAGCUUCCUAUCCGAAGAAAAAUUGUGUUAACCAAGCAUGGUGUUCCAAAAGAAACUGCUCACAGGAAGAAGGAUUCAAAAACUCCCUCACAGGAGCUUCCAAGUUAUAACAUUGAUGACAUUGUGGAAACUGGGAAAAAUACAGAGGAAGAGGACAUUGAAACAAAGAAGGACAUUGAGCAGACAACUUUGGGGGACAAAACAAAAGGGGAGACUAGCAAAGCUAAGAAGACUGUUGAAGCUGCUUCCACUGAGGCUAAUGUGGACACAUCUGAAGCUAAAACUAGAGCUCUUCUAGCUGACAAAUUUCAGAUGUUUGAUAGAGCUGCAAGAGAAAGCUUGGAUUUAUGGCUCACUGAGAUGAAAAAGGAGUUUCUGAACUUGAUGAUUCCAACUGCUCCUAUUCCUGCCUUAUCUCCAUUGAAGCAAGUUGAGAAGGAAUCAAUAGGUACUGAUGUGGUGAGAAGUAUCUCUGGAGCUGAUCCAGAAACUACUGAGCCUUUGAACAUUGAUUCUCCUAUCUCAAAAGCUGUUCAGUCCAGCAUUCCCCCUUCUGUUUCUAAAAGAGCCACCCGUUCAUCCACCAAGUUUGAAACCGCAAAGAUCUCACCUGGUGAAAUAGGUUCCAAGGACAAACCUGCUUAUGGCUGUUUCUGCUAUAAGUCUUACAUAUUCCAACUGAUCUUAUCCACUGUUUGCUUCUAUCAAGAUAAUUUGAUUAAGAGUCUUCGUGCAGCUCAAGCUAAUUCUGGAAGCAGAAGAAUAGUCAAAGAUCAAGAAAGAACAAAGUAUGAAUAA